Urocitellus parryii (Arctic ground squirrel) is the source of this 2648-nucleotide messenger RNA. It is a transcript of the gene Zranb1, whose product is annotated as zinc finger RANBP2-type containing 1. Gene Ontology annotation, biological process: cell migration; protein K29-linked deubiquitination; protein deubiquitination involved in ubiquitin-dependent protein catabolic process. Gene Ontology annotation, molecular function: K63-linked polyubiquitin modification-dependent protein binding; cysteine-type deubiquitinase activity. The record is from RefSeq and is a predicted model, not a curated record. Lineage: Eukaryota; Metazoa; Chordata; Mammalia; Rodentia; Sciuridae. Gene Ontology annotation, cellular component: cytoplasm; nucleus.
CCGGCGCCCCCCCGCCUCCGCGCCUCCUCUCCGCCCCUCUCCCCCCGCCUCCGGCAGUCGGGAGCCGCGCGCGGGCCCGCGGAGACCAUGUCCUGACUGAGGCGGGAGGGCGGAGGCGGCAGCAGCGGGGCGGGCGGCGGCGCCGAGGGAGGCGGAGAGGGGCCGGGCUCGGCUGGUCGCCGCGGGCUGUGCGGGAGUCGCCGCCGCCGCCGCCGCCGCCGGGCGCUGAGCCUCGUACGGGGAGGAGGAGCGGGAGCUGGAGGAGGAGCCGCCGCCGCCGCCAGGAAUAGCUAUUCAGUCAGACAGAACCACUUAUCACGUUUUGCAGUAUCUCCUGAGGAAGUCAGAAUCUGAGCCAGCAUGAAGACUGAAUCUUGUCUUUGGUCUGAUUUAUAACUGUGCUUUUAUUCUAACCAUGUGCAAGGUGGAGGUUAUAGCAUGGAAACUAAAACCUUACUUCCUGCUUGACAUAACUCACUUCAAGAAGUGCACAAUGUCAGAACGUGGAAUUAAGUGGGCUUGCGAAUAUUGUACGUAUGAAAACUGGCCAUCUGCAAUCAAAUGCACUAUGUGUCGUGCCCAAAGACCUAGUGGAACAAUUAUUACAGAAGAUCCGUUUAAAAGUGGUUCAAGUGAUGUUGGUAGAGAUUGGGAUCCUUCCAACACUGAAGGAGGAAGUAGUCCUUUAAUAUGUCCAGACUCUAGUGCAAGACCAAGAGUUAAGUCUUCAUACAGUAUGGAAAAUGCAAAUAAAUGGUCAUGCCACAUGUGCACAUACUUGAACUGGCCAAGAGCAAUCAGAUGUACCCAGUGCUUAUCCCAGCGUAGGACCAGGAGUCCCACAGAAUCUCCUCAAUCCUCAGGAUCUGGCUCAAGACCAGUUGCUUUUUCUGUUGAUUCUUGUGAGGAAUACAAUGAUAGAAAUAAACUGAACACAAGGACCCAGCAUUGGACUUGUUCUAUUUGCACAUAUGAAAACUGGGCCAAGGCUAAAAAAUGUGUUGUUUGUGAUCAUCCCAGACCUAAUAAUAUUGAAGCAAUAGAGUUGGCAGAGACUGAAGAGGCUUCUUCAAUAAUAAAUGAGCAAGAUAGAGCUCGUUGGAGGGGAAGCUGCAGUAGUGGUGGUAAUAGCCAAAGAAGAUCACCUCCUACUACAAAACGAGACUCUGAAGUUAAAAUGGAUUUUCAAAGGAUUGAAUUGGCUGGUGCUGUUGGYAGCAAGGAGGAACUUGAAGUGGACUUCAAAAAACUAAAGCAAAUUAAAAACAGGAUGAAAAAGACUGAUUGGCUAUUCCUCAAUGCUUGUGUGGGAGUCGUAGAAGGUGAUUUAGCUGCCAUAGAAGCAUACAAAUCAUCAGGAGGAGAUAUCGCACGCCAGCUUACUGCAGAUGAAGUACGCUUACUGAAUCGCCCUUCUGCCUUUGAUGUUGGCUACACCCUGGUACACUUAGCCAUACGUUUCCAGAGGCAGGAUAUGCUAGCAAUAUUGCUUACAGAGGUGUCUCAACAAGCAGCAAAAUGUAUUCCAGCAAUGGUGUGUCCUGAACUGACAGAACAAAUCCGGAGGGAAGUCGCUGCCUCUCUUCAUCAGAGAAAGGGGGAUUUCGCUUGCUAUUUCCUAACUGACCUUGUAACAUUUACGUUGCCAGCAGAUAUUGAAGACUUACCCCCAACAGUUCAAGAAAAAUUAUUUGAUGAGGUGCUUGAUAGAGAUGUUCAAAAAGAGUUAGAAGAAGAAUCCCCAAUUAUAAACUGGUCCUUGGAGUUGGCUACACGUUUGGAUAGUCGACUGUAUGCCCUUUGGAAUCGAACUGCAGGGGACUGCUUACUUGACUCAGUACUACAAGCUACCUGGGGUAUUUAUGACAAGGACUCGGUGCUUCGGAAAGCCCUGCAUGACAGCCUGCAUGACUGUUCACAUUGGUUUUACACACGCUGGAAAGAUUGGGAAUCCUGGUAUUCUCAGAGCUUUGGUUUACAUUUUUCCUUAAGAGAAGAACAGUGGCAAGAAGACUGGGCAUUUAUCCUCUCUCUUGCUAGUCAGCCUGGAGCAAGUUUGGAACAGACACACAUUUUUGUCCUUGCCCAUAUUCUUAGACGACCAAUUAUAGUUUAUGGAGUAAAAUAUUAUAAGAGUUUCCGGGGAGAAACUUUAGGAUAUACUCGGUUUCAAGGAGUCUAUCUGCCUUUGUUGUGGGAACAGAGUUUUUGUUGGAAAAGUCCUAUUGCUCUGGGGUACACAAGGGGCCACUUCUCUGCUUUGGUUGCCAUGGAAAACGAUGGCUAUGGCAACCGAGGUGCUGGUGCUAACUUGAACACCGAUGAUGAUGUCACCAUCACGUUUUUGCCUCUGGUUGACAGUGAAAGAAAGCUACUCCAUGUGCAUUUUCUUUCUGCACAGGAGCUAGGUAAUGAGGAACAGCAAGAAAAACUGCUCAGGGAGUGGCUGGACUGCUGUGUGACUGAAGGGGGAGUUCUGGUAGCUAUGCAGAAAAGCUCUCGCCGGCGGAAUCACCCCCUGGUCACACAGAUGGUAGAAAAAUGGCUUGACCGCUACCGGCAGAUCCGGCCUUGUACAUCCCUAUCUGAUGGAGAGGAAGAUGAAGAUGAUGAAGAUGAAUGAAGAAAAACUUAUGGAGCAGAAGACC